This is a messenger RNA of Suncus etruscus (white-toothed pygmy shrew), 572 nucleotides long. RefSeq names its product heat shock factor binding protein 1 (gene HSBP1). The transcript is spliced from 4 exons. Lineage: Eukaryota; Metazoa; Chordata; Mammalia; Eulipotyphla; Soricidae. Gene Ontology annotation, cellular component: cytosol; nucleus. The record is from RefSeq and is a predicted model, not a curated record. Bases 77 to 307 code for a protein of 76 amino acids. Gene Ontology annotation, molecular function: transcription corepressor activity. Gene Ontology annotation, biological process: cellular heat acclimation.
GCGGCUGGGUGUCUGCGCGGACAAACGGAAGUGUCGGUCGGGCUGAGACUUGGCCGCCAAGCUGGGAACCGGGGACAUGGCCGAGACGGACCCCAAGACCGUGCAGGACCUCAGCUCGGUGGUGCAGACGCUCCUGCAACAGAUGCAGGAUAAAUUUCAGAUCAUGUCGGACCAGAUCAUCGGGAGAAAUAUCGACAUGAGCAGCCGCAUCGAUGACCUAGAGAAGAACAUCGCAGACCUCAUGACCCAGGCUGGAGUGGAAGAGCUGGAAGGUGACAACAAGCUUCCGGCCACGCAGAAGAGCUGAAGGUUGCUAAGUGACAUGGAAUGCAGAGCACCGUUUUUACCAGCCAAGGGAACACCAACUGGCUUUUGCCACUAACUGCUGUCAGCUAGCAGGUUUUCUAUUUUGAGGUGAUUGUCUUUUCACAUGCUGUAUAGUUAGUUUCUAGAAUGAAUUGUGUCCCCACUACCAACCCCCUCCAUGCCCUAUGGUAACUUCACAUCUUGGGCCUUAGUGAGUUGUGCUAUUAAAUAUUAAACACUACAACUUUGGUGGUUCUUGCAUACAA